CAGCGGUACUCCUGGUCCAGCCACCUCACCCUGGCCGACCUCAUUCCUCUGGAGAGCCCAGCGGGCGCCAGCUGUGCCGGGAGGCAGGACUGGCCCGAGAGGGUGGUGGUGGGGCACAACGUGGCCUUUGACCGGGCGUUCAUCAAGGAGCAGUACCUCAUCCAGGGCUCCCGGGUGCGUUUCCUCGACACCAUGAGCAUGCACAUGGCCAUCUCGGGGCUGACGGGCUUCCAGCGCAGCCUCUGGAUGGCUGCCAAGCACGGCAAGAGGAAGGGGAUGCACGGUCAAGGAGCACGCAGCAAAACGGAGGGGCCAGCUAUCACCUCGUGGGACUGGGUGCAUGUCAGCAGCAUCAACAACCUGGUUGACGUGCAUGCGCUGUACGUGGGGGGGGAGCCGCUGGAGAAGGAGGCGCGGGAGCUCUUCGUGAAAGGGACCAUGGAUGACAUCAGGAAUAACUUCCAGGACCUGAUGUCGUACUGUGCCCGUGAUGUCCUGGCCACCCACGAGGUGUUCCAGGAGCAGCUGCCGCUCUUUAUGGGGAGGUGCCCCCACCCCGUGACAUUUGCAGGGAUGCUGGAGAUGGGGGUGUCCUACCUGCCAGUCAACGGGAACUGGAAGAGGUAUCUGGACGAUGCUCAGGGCAUCUAUGAGGAGCUGCAGAAGGAGAUGAAGAAGUCCCUGAUGAACCUGGCCAACGAUGCGUGCCAGCUGCUGCACGAGGACAGGUACCAGGAUGACCCUUGGCUUUGGGAUCUUGAGUGGGACACACAGGAGUUUAAACAGAAGAAGAAUCCGGGGAAGAAGAAGAAGAAGGAUCAGGAUGGGAACAGCAAAGCCGCGGUGGCAGGGGCAGAUGGGAGCGCGCAGGAGUGGCAGGAAGACCCCGGUCCCCCUGGUGAGGAUGAGGAGCUGAAGGUCCCCGCGAGCCAGGUCUGCCUGGAGCGUCUGAAGGAGACGGUCGCACUGCAACCCAAGAGACUCCAGCACCUGCCGGGCCACCCGGGCUGGUACCGCAACCUGGCCCCGCCCCUGGAGGAGGCGGGGGGGGUGCCGGGUCCCAGCCUCAUCAGCCUGCAGAUGCGGGUGACCCCCAAGCUGAUGCGCCUGGCCUGGGAUGGAUUCCCCCUCCACUACUCGGAGAAGCACGGCUGGGGCUACCUGGUGCCGGGCCGGCAGGACAAUUUCACCAUGUGGCAGGAGGUGAGGGAAGGGAUGGGGGUCCUGCGCUGGGAGGGGGAUGUGGGGCUGGGCUUCCUCCCACGUGCAUGUGAAAACCAGUCCUGUGUGUGGCUCCAGGAGCUGGAAGUGGAGGAGCUGGGCCAGCUGGAGGUGGACAUGGAGGAGAAGAUGGGCAGAGCGGAGCAGAGCCUGGCACAGGAGGAGCUGGAUGAGCUGUGGGUGCUGCCGGAGGCGAGGAGCCAGCCCUCGUACCACCAUGGCAACGGUCCCUACAACGAUGUCAACAUCCCGGGGUGCUGGUUCUUCAAGCUGCCUCACAAGGAUGGGAAUGAGAACAACGUGGGAAGCCCUUUUGCCAAGGAUUUCCUGCCCCGGAUGGAGGACGGCACCCUGCGGGCUGCCGUGGGCCGCACCCACGGGACCAGAGCCCUGGAGAUUAACAAAAUGAUCUCGUUUUGGAGGAACGCUCACAAGCGGAUCAGUUCCCAGAUGGUGGUGUGGCUGAAGAAGGGGGAGCUGCCUCGCGUGGUGACCAGGCACCCCAGCUAUAACGAGGAGGAUGACUACGGAGCCAUCCUGCCGCAGGUGGUGACUGCGGGCACCAUCACCCGCCGGGCGGUGGAGCCCACAUGGCUGACGGCCAGCAAUGCCCGGGCCGACCGGGUGGGCAGCGAGCUGAAAGCCAUGGUCCAGGUGCCACCCGGCUACUCCCUGGUGGGUGCAGACGUGGAUUCGCAGGAGCUGUGGAUAGCCGCUGUGCUGGGCGAGGCACACUUCGCCGGCAUGCACG
Messenger RNA from Pterocles gutturalis (yellow-throated sandgrouse), 1972 nucleotides. RefSeq names its product DNA polymerase subunit gamma-1-like. Gene Ontology annotation, molecular function: DNA-directed DNA polymerase activity; DNA binding; 3'-5' exonuclease activity. Gene Ontology annotation, cellular component: mitochondrion; gamma DNA polymerase complex. Gene Ontology annotation, biological process: mitochondrial DNA replication. Lineage: Eukaryota; Metazoa; Chordata; Aves; Pterocliformes; Pteroclidae. The record is from RefSeq and is a predicted model, not a curated record.